GACGUUGAGAUAGCUGAACACGCCAGGGUGCGCGAGACCAGAAUGAAAGGUACCGUGAAGAACUUCAACCUGGAUGAAGACCCAAUCCACAAUGACUUCAAACGGGAAAUGAUUUUCUACAGACAGGCUCAGCAGGCGGUUCUGGAUGGGUAUGAACGACUUGAAAAGCUGGAGAGGCCAACGCUUAGGCCUGACGACUAUUUCGCGGAAAUGGCCAAAAGUGAUGUUCACAUGCAGAAGGUCCGAAAAAGGCUGAUGAACAAGAAGGCAGGACAGGAAAUGAGCGAGAAGGUUAAGAAGAUCAGAGAAAUCAAGAAAUUCGGCAAGAGGGUCCAGAUAGAGCGAGAGCAGCAGAAGCACAAGGAAAAGAGAGAGAUGCUAGAGAAAGUUAAACAGUUUAGGAAGGGCAAAACAGACAACAUUGAUUUCCUGAGCAACAAACCACUACGAGAACAGAGAAACAGAGUGGAUGGAAGAAAAACAAACCUACGGCGAGCGAUGAAGGACAGGAAGUAUGGCAAGGGAGGCAUGCGACGCAACGAGAAGAGGAACAACUCGAACGACUUUGAUGAUGAGCCCAGGCAUGGGGGUGGCUUCCAGAAGGGGGGGAACAAGUUUAAGGCAGGGAAGGGGGGAAAGGGAGGAAAGGGGGGUAAGAUCCACGCAGCCAAGAUCAGACCGGGCAAGAGACGUAGACAACAGAUGAAAGGCCGCUAGAAUUAAGUUGUAAUUAGGAAUUUCAAAUUGUGUGAAUGUAUUUUUUCCCCAUUUUUCUUUUUUCUGAGAUUUAAGAAUGUAUGUGAGAGUCAGGGAUUGAUGAAUGUUUUUUUUAUUAUUAAUAUUGAUAUACAGAUGAGUGGUGGUAUGUUUCUAUUGUUUGUAUGGUUUAAUAUGUUAUUUUUCUUUAUUACAUUUAGUGUAAAAAGGUGACCACCAUAGUGGGUUAAGCAUUAUUAGUGAAAAUAAUGCUGAAAAAAGUUAGAUUAAAUAUGCAUAUUGUUUAUUUCUCUGAUAUAGUUUUGAAUCUGGGUAUCAGAUUUUGGAUAAUCUUUUACACUUCAAAGAAAAGAAAAGUAUUUCAUAAGAUAGAUCAUAUUAUCAGUAUGUUACUAAAUCUACAAAGAAGUGUAUAUGCCAGAAAAUUCUUGUGAAAAAUUAUUAGUAAUGUUAAAUUUCUAGGUUUUCUGUUGGUAGAAAAAUAGAAUCAGAGGAGGACCAAACUGACAUCUAGUGUAGGACACCGAUUCUCUGUUUUUGAUGGAAAUGUACAUUGUGAUCUUUUUACUGGCUGUUACGUACUGACAGUCAUCUUCUCCAGCUGUAAUAAAAGAUUUGGAUGUA
Molecule: messenger RNA, 1341 nt
Organism: Penaeus vannamei (Pacific white shrimp)
Lineage: Eukaryota; Metazoa; Arthropoda; Malacostraca; Decapoda; Penaeidae
Source: RefSeq, a predicted model, not a curated record